AAGAAUCGAAGACCUGCAGCCAUGGACGGCCUCAUGCGCUACGUGUGCGCGCCGCGGUCGGAGGAGAGCGCGACGAAUGGGAUCAUGGAGCAGACCAUGCGCUGGAUGGGCCCGGACGACCCCGUGCCGCUGUCGACGUUGAAAAUGGCCGGCUGCACGGGCGUCGUCACGGCCCUCCAAGUCCCCGCGGGCGAGGUCUGGCCCACGGCGCUCAUCGAGGAGCGCAAGGCCCUCAUCGAGGCCGCGGGGCUCACGUGGAGCGUCGUCGAGUCCGUGCCCGUGCACGAGUCCGUGAAGCUCGGCUCGGAGCCGAUGCGGAGCCACUGCGUCGCGAAUUACCAGGAGACGCUGCGGCGUCUGGGCGCCUGCGGCGUCGACGUCGUCGCCUACAACUUCAUGCCCGUCGUCGACUGGACGCGCACGGACCUCGAAUUCCCCUGGGCCGACGGGUCCAAGGCCCUCGCGUUCGACGCGCUGGAUUUCGCGGCGUUCGACGUCUGCGGCCUCGAGCGCGCCGGCGCGGAGCGGAGCUACGACGCGGCGACGCUCGAGAAAGCGAAGGCGCGCUGGGCGGCGCUCGACGAGGCGCGGCGAAGCGACCUCGCGAAGACCGUCAUCCGCGGGCUGCCGGGGCAGAUGACGACGGAGGUCGCGGACGGCGUCGAGGGCUUCAAGCGCGUGCUCGCGCAGUACGACGGCGUCGAUGCCGCGGCCGCGCGGGAGCACCUCGCCUACUUCAUCCGGGCCGUCGCGCCCGUCGCCGAGGAGGCGGGGAUCCUGCUGGCCAUCCACCCGGACGACCCGCCCGUGCCGCUUCUGGGGCUGCCGCGCGUCGUGUCCACGGCGGAGGACCUCCGGUUCAUCUUGGACGCGUCGGACUCGCCGGCGAACGGGCUCUGCUUCUGCGCCGGGUCCCUCGCGAGCCGCCCGGGCAACGACGUCGCGGCGAUGGCGCGCGCGUUCGCGGCGCGGAUCCACUUCGUCCACCUGCGGAACGUGAAGAAGGGCGACGCCGUCGCGGACGUCGACGGCAACCCCGUGGCGUCCUUCGUCGAAUCGGACCACCUCGACGGCGACGUGCCCGUCGCGGCCGUCGUCGACGCGCUGCUCAAGGAGAAGGGCCGGCGCGCGGGCGGCGCGCCGAACUACGCGCGGCUGCCGUUCCGGCCGGACCACGGCCACCAGAUGUGCGACGACCUGGGCAAGGCGGGGUCGAACCCGGGCUACACGGCCAUCGGCCGGCUCCGGGGCCUCGCGGAGCUCCGCGGGCUCCAGGUCGCCCUGCUCCAGAGGAGCUAGGCGACGCGCGGGCGAGGUUUUAUACGAGCGCGGGU
Molecule: messenger RNA, 1334 nt
Organism: Aureococcus anophagefferens
Lineage: Eukaryota; Pelagophyceae; Pelagomonadales; Pelagomonadaceae
Exons: 2
Coding region: 22-1299 (425 amino acids)
Biological process (GO): D-glucuronate catabolic process
Molecular function (GO): mannonate dehydratase activity; ferrous iron binding; manganese ion binding
Source: RefSeq, a predicted model, not a curated record